This is a messenger RNA of Trichophyton rubrum CBS 118892, 303 nucleotides long. RefSeq lists its product as uncharacterized. The coding region runs from base 1 to 303 and encodes 100 amino acids. The record is from RefSeq and is a predicted model, not a curated record. The transcript has a single exon. Lineage: Eukaryota; Fungi; Ascomycota; Eurotiomycetes; Onygenales; Arthrodermataceae.
AUGAAAAAAAGAACUGCAGAUAAGCACAGAUAUAUGACGACGAAGAGAACGGAGACAUGGAUUGAAUAUGGCUCUAUUGCUGAGUGCGCUCUCUGUCAGUCUAUACAGAAUCUAUAUUCUUGGUAUCUCCAGCUGCCACUACACAUGCAUCUCGUAUAUACCCAGGGGUUUGGCAAGCCGCAACCGCGGAUAAAACUUCGGUAUGCAUUCCGCGGAGGACAGCCAGAGUCCAUAUAUCGAUGCGUGUUUUGGUGGCUUCGACCUUGUACAACAAAGGGGCCGUCACCUGGGAUAUGUAAGUGA